AUGACUUUCCAACAAAAGGAGUUCACCACGCCCCCAUCUCUUCCCGCCCCAGGCACACCUACAAACUCCGAAACUGCAAAGCCUUGGUACUCCGCCGCGAAAGGAAUUUGGGAAUUAUGCUUGAACGGGGAGGGGGAAUCUAAAGCUGUCCUACAAUGGUGGGAGCCAUAUACUACCACACCCAAUCAGCCGAUCACACAUACUUUCAUUGAAGAAGUAUGCUUCCUUCAAGGGAGAUUGGAGGAUCUAUCGCUCGGACAGUCAUGGGGUGUUGGUGCCUAUGCAUAUCGCUUACCUGGAAUGGAACACGGACCUUAUAAAACCCAUGAGGAGGGGUGCCUGAUGUUUGUUAAGACCGCACCUGGACCGGAAUGUUGA
This is a messenger RNA of Penicillium waksmanii, 378 nucleotides long. RefSeq lists its product as uncharacterized. The record is from RefSeq and is a predicted model, not a curated record. The coding region runs from base 1 to 378 and encodes 125 amino acids. NCBI's taxonomy places the organism in Eukaryota, Fungi, Ascomycota, Eurotiomycetes, Eurotiales, Aspergillaceae. The transcript has a single exon.